CGUUGUAAGUAUCGUAAGCUAAAUCUUUCGAAAAUUUCGCAUUAAUAUGCAUGAGGGAAACGAUUAAUCUACUCCUUAUAAAUUGGAUAAUUUAUCUUCGCUCACACGAAAUGCAUACAUGCUGCGCGUCCAUCGCGAUGAAAACUAUCCGAAAGUCGAUCUCCGCACUACAUAAUUUCGAUGAACGACAAUCGUGGGGUCCCCCCGAGACAUCUCGACGGAAUCAGGUCAUCAGAAACAGAGGUGUAUAAUGCGCGGGAGUGGGGGGUCAAGUGCACGUCGGACGCCGUGUAUAUAGAGAUCACAUCAUUACACAUCCUGGUAGUCCGCUCCUUAAUGUCAUUAAGCUCGCAUCACUUUCGACAAUGGCAGCUCACCAUUGUUUCACCAUCGGUGUCCUCUUCCUGGGGACACUAUCGACAGUGAGAGCGAUUUCCGUCCCGUAUGAGGACAUCCACCUGGAGUAUCCUACCGCUGCGAGAUUCAUCUAUACGGCGUCCGAAUUCGAUUCUGAUUUCGAUGGAUAUUCCUAUUCGACUGAGGAUCUCAAUGGCGGCGGCAGUAACGUUGUCUUUGCAACCGGUGCGGAUUCUUUGGGCAAGCUGAAGAAGACAAUGAACUCGAUGUAUAAAACCGAUGCUAUGAUGAAGACACCGGAAAGCUACAUGCAAAGAGACAAGUUGGAUAAUACCCAAAACAACACUCAAAAAAAUCCAAUGUCUCCGGGGCAACAAUCUAAAUCCGAAAUUGAGGCGAACAUGAACAAACAAGAAGAUUUUGUCUUGGACACCGAUGUUUCCGAUGAAGGGGAGAAAAUAUUGAAAAAUCCGGAAGCAAACGAUAGCUCAUUUGAACAUCAAGCUCCUCAAGAAGUUCCUUUUAUGCCUUAUCCGGCGUUCCGUGCAAAUUUCUUAAAUUUGCAACUUCCAGUGGUGCUUCCCAGAUAUCAUAUACCAUCGGAUGUCAUACAGGACCAAUAUUAUCCUCACAGUCCCUAUACUGAUUUACAAUUUCCUUUGCAUGAUUUUGACUUUUACAAUCCCUCUGCGCCAUUAUUUUAUCAGACUCCCAUCACAGCCAAUCCAGUUCCUAUUAAUGUUUUGAACCAUGCAUCAGCAGCUGUUAAAGACACAACAGUGCCUGCGAAAGCAAGUACUGUUGAAAGUUCAAGGACAACAACCCAAUCUGCUAACUCUGUAGAAUCCAAUAUGAUAGAAUUAAAAUCCAAUUUUGAGUCAACGGUAAAUCAAGUUGAAGAAACAUCUUCCAGUGAAUCUACUUCCAACACAGUUGAAACCAUGACUGCGUCUAAGGUAAUCGACGAAGAAAUGACAACCGAGUCUGCAAAGUCUACAGUAAAAUCUAGGAAAUGUGAUGAUCAAAUUGUAAAUGAUAAAGUAAGCAGUACUGAGUCUGCGAACACAAAAGUAAGUACUUCAACAAAGGAAUCAAGCACCGAAACAUCUGCAAUGUCCACAAAUGAAAUGUAAACUCAGAUAUUGUGUUUUAUCCUGCUGCGUUAUCAUAAAUGAUGAUGAGAAUUUGUAACAUGAUGCAAAAAACUGCUUGCUACAAUAAUGUAAAUAAUAUUUGAAUCAUGUAAAAAUAAAUUUUUUGAUAUUUU
Dinoponera quadriceps is the source of this 1624-nucleotide messenger RNA. RefSeq lists its product as uncharacterized. Lineage: Eukaryota; Metazoa; Arthropoda; Insecta; Hymenoptera; Formicidae. The coding region runs from base 366 to 1490 and encodes 374 amino acids. The record is from RefSeq and is a predicted model, not a curated record. The transcript has 2 exons.